AAGUGAUUUGAGAAGACGCACCAUGUUGUUGUCUGUCGUCGGAAGACCUCUGAACAGUCUGAGGGUCUCCGGUGCGUUGACAAAAGCCACAGUCGCAAUGGCAGACGCUCUGGCCAAAAUCCCCGAUGUGGAGAUUGAUCCAGAGGGUACUUUUAAGUACAUACUGGUCAGAGUGAAAGUGAAAGAUGGCGAUGUGCAUAAAGACAUUGUCCGGGGCACAAAAAGUGCAGAAUAUCACAAUCACAUAUUUGAGAAGGUCAGUCCAGCUAUGGAGGCCUUGGGGAUGGAGUGUAAAUGCCUUGGAGGAGGGAAGAUAGAGCACAAGAGCCAAGAGAAAAAACUAAGGGUGUUUGGAGAAUCAACUGCCUUUGGCAAAGCAGACCAUUCUGUGUCUGUAGAGAAGUUGAAGAGUGCCUACAGCAACUAUGAAAUCACCUGGUCUGAUGACAAAAAAUAGAGUUUAAAGCUGUAUCCCAUCAUUAUCUGCCUUUAUUUAUCAGUUCCUAAAUGGGUUAAUGUUUUGACCCUUCUGUACAACCACCAUUUAAUUCAAAUACACUACUCUACAUUUAAUUUUAUGAUUUGGAUUCUUUGAAAUUAAAAAUGUUCCCAUAUUGACA
Molecule: messenger RNA, 620 nt
Organism: Seriola dumerili (greater amberjack)
Lineage: Eukaryota; Metazoa; Chordata; Actinopteri; Carangiformes; Carangidae
Product: 14 kDa phosphohistidine phosphatase-like
Exons: 3
Coding region: 23-457 (144 amino acids)
Biological process (GO): peptidyl-histidine dephosphorylation
Cellular component (GO): cytosol
Molecular function (GO): protein histidine phosphatase activity
Source: RefSeq, a predicted model, not a curated record